GUGACGUCAUUAAGACACAUCUUCGUUUGUCAAGAACGAAGUUUGGAGUUUAUAGUUAUUUGUUACCUUUAAAUGUUCAAUUAAUUAUGUGCAAAAUAUAAAUUAAAUAUCGUAUUUAUUUAAUUAAAGUGAUAAUUUGUCUACAGAUGGAUCCAAAUGCAAUGAGAGGAGCUCAUCAAUUUGCUGGGCCCAAUAGAGGAAGAGGAAGCAAACAAGUACCAUCACAGCCAAAUUAUGGAUACAAUCCUAAUCCUAAUCCGGGUGGCUAUGGACACAGUCCACAGAUAUUUGACGAUACUAGCAUGCCUCCUUAUGCAUCUCAGCCACAAUCUUAUUCACAUAUACCCUCUCAAGGAAAUGUAAUGGGAGAUUGGUCAAGUCAAGGCUAUGGUCAACCUUUCUCCGGGCAACAGGUACUUUCAGAUCCAAUGGCUGCCAUGGCAGUUCAGUAUGGACAGAGGUUCCCAUUUUGA
Molecule: messenger RNA, 473 nt
Organism: Centruroides sculpturatus (bark scorpion)
Lineage: Eukaryota; Metazoa; Arthropoda; Arachnida; Scorpiones; Buthidae
Exons: 3
Coding region: 147-473 (108 amino acids)
Source: RefSeq, a predicted model, not a curated record